CUGGAAUGGGAUCUUCGCCGAAGCCCCCAUCGCAUCCUCCGCCCGCGAGGCCCGCGCCCGAGGUUCUCGGCGAGUCCGGGGGCCAGGGAAGUCCCAGGAGCCGGAGGGACAAGAAGGCUCACUCUGUGCCCAGCAUUGCUUGAAUAAUCUAUUGCAAGGAGAGUAUUUUAGCCCUGUGGAACUGUCGUCGAUUGCACACCAGCUAGAUGAAGAAGAGAGGAUGAGGAUGGCAGAAGGCGGAGUUACGAGUGAAGACUACCGCACAUUUUUGCAGCAGCCUUCUGGAAAUAUGGAUGAUAGUGGUUUCUUCUCUAUUCAGGUUAUAAGCAAUGCCUUGAAAGUUUGGGGCUUAGAACUAAUCCUGUUCAACAGUCCAGAGUAUCAGAGGCUUGGGAUUGACCCCAUAAAUGAAAGAUCAUUUAUAUGCAAUUAUAAAGAACACUGGUUUACAGUUAGAAAAUUAGGAAAACAGUGGUUCAACUUGAAUUCUCUCUUGACGGGUCCAGAAUUAAUAUCCGACACAUACCUUGCACUUUUCUUGGCUCAAUUACAACAGGAAGGUUAUUCUAUAUUUGUUGUUAAGGGUGAUCUGCCAGAUUGUGAGGCCGACCAGCUCCUGCAGAUGAUCAGGGUCCAGCAGAUGCACCGACCAAAACUGAUCGGAGAGGAGCUAGCACAGCUGAGAGAGCAGAGAGUGCAGAAAGCCGACCUGGAACAAGUCUUAGACGGAAACGACGGGUCAGGGGUGUUAGACGAGGAUGAGGAGGACUUGCGGCGGGCCCUGGCACUGAGUCGCCAGCAGAUUGACAUGGAAGAUGAAGAGGCAGAUCUCCGCAGGGCUAUUCAGCUCAGUAUGCAAGGUAGUUCCAGAAAUAUAUCCCAAGAUAUCCCACAGACAUCAGGUACACAUCUUACUUCAGAAGAGCUACGGAAGAGAAGAGAAGCCUACUUUGAAAAGCAGCAGCGGCAGCAGCAGCAGCAGCAGCAGGGGCCGCCGGGACAGCUUUCGCACCCAGCUGAAACGCCGACCACGAGUUCCGGAGCACUGGGCGGUGAUCCAGCAGGUGAUGCGAUGAGUGAAGAAGACAUGCUCCAGGCGGCCGUGACCAUGUCUUUAGAAACUGUUAGAAAUAAUUUCGUAACAGAAGAAAAAAAAUAACUUCUACAAAUCUCUAAAACAUUCGUACUUCCCAGCAUUAUCCUGUGUGAUUUCCAGCAUGGGGCCCAUCUUGAUCAUGUGUCAGAGAGGACAGUGUCCACCAGGGGACACAAGACUUGUAGGUGGUUUGCAAAGAAAAAGAUGAGAGAGCGGAAAAAACGUGUCCGUGAAAGGACUAAAUAAUGAUCCUUCAAAUACUAGCCAAAGAGGCAUUCAGCAAUUAAAGAAAUUGAAAAUAGUUUUUUUUUAAAUGUUCCUUUUUUGUUUUUGAGCGUGCAAUAUCUAACAUGUUGAAAAUUAGGGCAUUUUUCUUGCAUCUUUUUGCAGACCAACUAACAAGUUCUUGCCACAGAACGUUUUCCAUGCAUCUUGUUUUCUGUUCCUCCUUCUGCGCAGGUAAUUCGGCUUAGCUCCAUCACCUGACACUUGCUUCAUGUCUCACUUACUGGGCAGGUAGCCUUCCCGGACAGGGGCUGUCCGCUGUGCCGGUGAGAGUAGUGGUUCCGGAAGGAAGAGCGUCCUCCCUCCCCCCUGUGUGUGCACUUGGGUGUUGUCUCCUCCCAUCGUGUAUCUGGUCACAGUUUACCUGCUGCCUGGUUUCUCUCACUUUCCCACAACUUUUCAAAAAGGUGGUUCCCUUUCUUAAGGUUGUGCUUGUGAAGGCCUCCGAGGUGGGUUCAUUAUUCCGUGAUUCUGGUGCAUUCCUAAACUCUGAAAUCAGCUCUGCACACGUAAUUAAGAAUAAAGGAGCAUUUUUAAAAAGCGUGAGCCCGCCGUUUCCCAGAUGCUCUGUGAGUGUCUUCUCAGUUUUGUCAGAGCUUCGCAGCUUUGUCAGAGCCCUCUGUUCAGCACUGUCUCCUUUCCUCUUUGCCAGCUGAGAAAGACAGAAGCACAGUGUGCGAGUGAGCCUCCUCCUGUUGUCAGACGAGUGAGACCCACCGUGAAUGUAUGAGAGACAAAACUCGGCCGGCCUUCAGGUUUAGGUGCAGAUUCGUUUUAUUUUCUCUGGUGUGACCGGAGCUCUCCGUUCCGUUUACAGCUGGGUCCCGGCGUGUAGAUGCCUGCCUCUGGGAAUAGCUUGCCAGAGGUGAUGAUCUGGAACAUGACGAGAAGUUACUAACAAAAACAUGUUUAAAUUUAUACUGUGACUUAACACUUGCAUCAUGUUUAAAAUAGCUUAAGAAUGCUAGAAGUCACACAGUACUGAAUGGGUCUGUAAAUAAGAAAGUCUUUAGUUUUGAUAAACAGUCUUUAAUUAGGAUGCACAGAGUAUCUUGCAAUGGUGUGAUUUAGGGGAAAAGGAACCAUGUCUUUCUGAAAUGGGCAUUUUAGAUUCUGUCAUCUGCUUUGCAUCCCUCAUUCUCCAUUCCCAUUUGAAACCCUUUUGGAUGCUGAAUUAUUCAUAAGCUAAGAUCUAAGAAGUAAUUUCAGCCAGCGACUUAGAAAAUUAAGGUAUGGUGUGUGGCAGCACACGUUUUAUCAGGGAAGUUUUUUUGAUUAGGAUUCAUUGCUAAGCAAAAAGAUGAGAAAAUGCCUUUUGUUUAUGAUUUUGAUACAGCUCUUUCUUGGAAAGAGACAAGACUUUUUUAGUCAUUAUUUUGUGCCAAAUGAAAUUUCCUGAAGUUUUCCUUCCAUAAAAUUAGACAGUUUUACUUUAAAAUCUAGUUUUCUUUUGACAAUUGAAAAUGUUUCGGAAGAAUCACAAGAAUUUAGAACGGCAAGGGACGUAAGAGUUUUAUAUUACUCUCAAGAUAAACGAACAGAAAUAUGUAUUUGGCCUUACCUUUUCCUACUGGAAAGUUACAUAGAACUUUUCAUACACUUUAACUGAUGAACUAUCUAAUAUAAAAAAGAGAAAACAAAUAGGUAUACGUUUUAACUUUAGAGUUUAUAAAGUUCUUAUAUUACAUACCCUUGUUAAAGCCUUUAAGGAAAUGUGGUAUGUUGGCCUUCCUUUGUUAAGGAUUUUUUAAAAGCAAAGCUGAGCAUACACUGGAUACAUUUUUGAAUGUGUUUAUUUCGUUUGUGUGACAUUGUUACAUUUGGCAGACAGUUACAGAAUCACUUGUAAACUGCCGUCUUGUUUAGAUUGGCUUAAAUUUAAUUGAACAUGAAACACCAUUGAUUGGCCAAUAUGAAAAGAUGCCAGUGCUCAUAACCACAAUAUCAGAAAAUUUAAAAGUCACCCAGAGCUAUGGGUCACACAUCAGGAACUGCUAUUGACAAUAAGCCACCUGCCAGAAAGUCCAGAGCAAUGAAAUUGACAAUUAACUGUCCUGCUGACAACUUUAUAUUGAGAUUUCCAUUCUGUUUUGCUAAUUGGGAACACCUUACUGUUUAACAUUUAAACUCUUAGUAUCAUUUUCUAAUGUAUAGUUUGUAUUACCUGGAUAACAUACACGCAGUGGCAGUGCUGGUGUUACAAGUAAAGUGUAAACAAGCUUUAGAAGUGCCACUUUCAUAUUUUGAGAUGUCAUAGAUUUAAUAAGUAGUUUUUUUAUGUUUUAAAAACUCAGAAUAGUUAACUUCUGAUCUAAAACCAUCAAUAUACAUUUUUACAGUAAUUAUAAACACUUCUGUAUUGUACAUUGUUUGAAACGGUUGCUGUAGGUAAACUCGAUUUUAACUCUAAGAUCUUGGCCAAAUAAUUUACAAUUCACAGAAUAUUUAAGGAGGUGCUUUUUUUCCCCUUAAAACUUGAUUUUUCCUAUAUAAGACUCCCUUCAUGCCAAAGCUAAUGAAGAAAUAAGCUCAAAACUAGUUGAGAGUCGUCCUAGGCGAAACUACCACUAGUCUACAUCGCUUCAUUGAACAUCAAGUUCAGUCAAGUCAGUGACACAGCUCACGUCUGCACGCCUAGACGGUGUCGUGCUAGUGCCAAGAUUCACUGAAUGUCUUCAGACUGGCCCAUCGAACCUGUGCAGACUCAAAAAAGAAUUGGUUCAGUGCAUAAGCAAAAUACAGUCACUUAAACGUCUUCAGUUGGAAAACUUAAUGUUUUAAAUCCUUAAGACCAGUAGUGAUCAACACUGAUGACUUCCUGUUGAAAACCCGAGCUGACGUUCGAGAGGCCGUUCGAGGCUUUCCAAGUGAGUGAUUACGUGUGGGCCCUAAGGAGCGCGGAGGACUGUGUGUGGGGUCCUGACCGAGGAAAACCAGAUCGGGCCAACUGACCGUCUCAGUGGUGUGAACGAGCUUUCGUGUGUUCACAUAACAGCUUUCCUCUGCUCCUGGCCCCUUUACAGUCAGCGUCUUUUGCUAAAGAAGUGAACUGGCUUGUGUAUUUUUUUUAAAGUCUUAUACAUAAAAAUAUUUUUGUUCCAUUCUGCUUUCAUGAAUGAGAAGGUUGACAUGGUUGGUUAAUGCUUGAAUUUUGAUUUUAAAAAAAAUUUGAAUAAAACCUUUACUGUUUUAAUUUUUCCCCAAAAUGAUCCAGAAUUUUAAGAAUGCUAGUAACAUGUUUAAAUGUCCAGCAAUUGGCAUGCUAAAUUAAUAAUGUAUCAAUAUUUUAGGACUAUGGACCAUAGAAAGGAGCAGGGAGCAAUAGUGAAAUAUGCUUGGAAAUUCCUGAUCUGUUGAGGAAGCACGUCAGUUGUUUCUUGCGUGGUUCAAAGGUGAAUGUUUCCAGGGUGGUUGUUUUUUUUUUUAUUGAAUUUACUGGGGUGACCUUGGUUCACAAAACCAUGCAGGUUUCAAGUUCACAACCCAGAGAAACGUCAGCUGCACACUGCGUUGUGUGCCUGUCACCCCAGGCAGGCUCUUUCCCGUCCCCGUUCCGCCCGGCCGUGGCCCGCCUCCACUGAACGCUCCCCCUGCCCCUCUGGCUGACACUGCCCUGGCGUCUGUGUCUGCGUGUCAUGUACGUUUCUGUGUUUUGUGUCUUUCCGCUUAGUCCUUCCACCUUCUUCCCUCCGACCCCCCAGUCCCUCUCCCUCUGACAGCUCAGUCUGGUCUGUGUAUCCAUGCCUCUGGAGAGGAAAACGUGCAUUUGAAUGUGCUUAGUAUCUGUUUUCUACAACUGUGGGUUACUAGGAAUAACUUUAGAAAUUACUCUUCUGUAUAAAUACACUAUUUGAAAUUCAAGUUCAGAAAACACCCGACACAAAAAGCAUUGUCUUUUGGCCGUGACCCAAGCGCACUGUGACAGUGCUGUUUGCUCAGGACUCGGUUCUGCAGCCCUCCCGCGGCGGCCCUCUCUCUCUGCGUCCCUGUGUGGCUGCUGCGCGCAGGCCUCCCUGUCUGGCCCCGCGGGGAGCUGGGCUCCCAAAGCACUGUUGGACACUGAAGAUUCUACUGUUGGUGUGGAUGUUCCAUAAGUUGUAUUUUAAAUAUCAGAGAUUAUUAAAUAAAGAUGUUUGCUUUUU
Messenger RNA from Phyllostomus discolor (pale spear-nosed bat), 5523 nucleotides. It is a transcript of the gene ATXN3, whose product is annotated as ataxin 3. Gene Ontology annotation, biological process: protein deubiquitination. Gene Ontology annotation, molecular function: cysteine-type deubiquitinase activity. NCBI's taxonomy places the organism in Eukaryota, Metazoa, Chordata, Mammalia, Chiroptera, Phyllostomidae. Gene Ontology annotation, cellular component: nucleus. The coding region runs from base 221 to 1159 and encodes 312 amino acids. The record is from RefSeq and is a predicted model, not a curated record. The transcript is spliced from 11 exons.